GCGCACAUCACCACGCAAUGGACGAUGACGACGGGAUAGCCGAUGCCUUCACGAGCGACCACCUGUGGACGCCCUCUUCCUUCACCGACGAUCCAUCCAGCUACGAGUCCUCGUUGUUCGUGCCGCUGCAGCUGGACGUGCCGUCAAUCCAGUUCCACCAUCCAUACGCGCCUAAAGAAUCGCUAGACCGUGAGCUUCGAUUGCCGGAUAUCGAAGCCUUCACAUUUGGGCCGCUGCCAGACCUUGAAGGGUUCGACGAGUCUUCUAUCUCGGUUGGGACGCCUCCCACAGAACUUGAGGAAGAAGACGUCUGGCGGAUUGCCCUGGAGUCGGGUCCAGCGAAAAAGGAUGUUGUGUUCUUUACUUGGGAGGCUUUUGAGGGCCCUGGCCACGUCGAGCGGCAUACCCCAUACAUUACGGAAUCAGGCCCAGAGGCCUUCGACGCAGCGUUGGCCAAAGAUGACAACAAGACGGCUGCUGGAAGAGUCGUCAAGGGCAAUGUCCUCCUGGAGUCUCUAUGGAACCUUGGGCUUGGACGCUCUUCCAUCUUGUUCUCUUUCAACCCGAAACUGCGGUCCUUCGCAUCCGCCCUCGCGGAUGGACGAGCAUCAGGGCUGAGCCCCAGGAUCGCCCAGAGUCUCAUCAACCAAUUUAUCCACAUUGGGAACACCUUUCUCUAUCUGAGGUCAUUCGUGGAGCGCACCUUUUCUUCGGCAGCCUCUAUCCCUGCUAGAGUUGCAUUAGCUACCUCAGUGUCGAGCAUACUCUCGACGUUUGAGAAUCACCUAGGACGACACUCAGGAGCGAUCACAUCCCUGCUCCGACUACAGCGUCUCUUUGCCAGACCGCAAGAGAUCCUGAACUAUGUCGCUCGUACAGUGGACGCGGUGAGGCACGCCAAGACCAAUGAACAACUCUCUUCCGUUCUUCAUCAUCGUGUGCUGGAGAUGGAAGAGGGCGAUGAGAGCAUACGCCAGCUAUCGUGCGAAACGCUGCGUCGAGUAGCAAACCCUAGCUUAGAGCUGUUGGGCGAAUGGAUCGGUGUCCAGCCCGAGCAGCAAGCGGUACUAAUUCCGGAGCGAGGCACUUUCGUGGCCAUCGAUGACAACGGGGAACACCAAGGUCCCGUUGAGUAUGUUUAUCGUCCCGAGAUGAUGCCGCGAUUCAUCACUCCUGACGAUGGCAAGACCAUCUUUGAGACGGGAAACAGUCUCCGUUUCUUGAAACUGCACCAUGCUGGCCACCCACUAGCUUCUUUGGAGAAAUUUGGGGUACAGCCUCCAAAGCUGGAGUGGAAAUUCGGGUGGCAAGACAUCGAAUUUAUCUCUCUGAAGGCGAAAGCUUACGAGGAGGACCUCCGGCGCGCCAUCCUACAGUUCUCAAACGGGCCAUCCUGCCCGAAACCAUCGGUCGCGCCUACGUCUGGUUUGCUAGCAGAGGAGAGCUCAGUGGACCCUGAAUUCAAGCAAUAUAUCGAGGAAUCUGCCUCCGUGUUUGAUGCAGCACCCAAACCUAUGUUGGGUCACCUUCCAGACGAAGUUCAGAUGCUCACGGAGCACAUUCUUGCGAGCACACCCACCAGGGGCCCGUCUAUUUCGGACACUUUCUCUCCGCCCUUGUCGAUAACAUCCGCUUUGUCGUUCCGGCCGCUUCUGACCGCGCAAGCAAAGCUCGUCAAUGCAACAACGCUGCGGCUCUUCUUCCGUUCCCAUCAUCUCCGCUUGCAUCUAGCAGUCCAGCGAGAAUAUCAGCUCCUUGGCGACGGCGUCUUCUCUUCCCGGCUAGCCUCCGCGCUCUUCGACCCCGAACGCGAGAGCGCGGAACGACACAAGGGAAAGAUGCGCAGUGGGGUCCAUAUGGGCCUUCAGCUCGGCUCUCGAAGCAGCUGGCCGCCCGCAAGCUCAGAGCUUCGACUCGCGCUUAUGGGUGUUCUGAGCGAAAGUUACUAUUCUUCUGCACUUUUCUCCUCCAAACACAAACCUGGCGUGAUGACUGAUCCGCAACAGGAUAAAGAUGAGCUCCCAGGUCAACUCAACUUCGCCGUGCGCCAACUCACCGAACCCGAAAUGGAGAAAAUUAUGGAUCCAUACGGCCUCUAUGCGCUCGAUUUCCUGCGCCUACGAUACGUCCCACCCAACCCUCUCAACCUCGUCAUCACCACCUCCGCCGUCGACAAAUACGAUCACAUCUUCAAAUUCCUGCUCCGGCUAUUGCGCAUGCUCUUCGUAGUCGCACACCUCCCCCGGCAUUACCCCGACAUCGAGUCUCGCCACUUCAGGAUGGAAGCGCACCACUUUGUCACCGCGCUCUCAACCUACAUCUUCCAGACCGGCAUCGCAGAGCACUGGGAUACCUUCCAAACCUACGUCACCACUCUAGAAUCGCGCCUCGCCGAAGAAGACGCUGCGGGUGAACUCGGCACCCGCGUCACAGAAGGCCUGGCUUCCCUCCGCGACGCGCACGAGAAGUGUCUCGAUAGCGUCAUGUUUGCAUUGCUACUGCGCAGACGCCAGCGCAAGGUUCUGGCGCUCAUGGAAGAAAUCUUCGAACUCAUACUCCUCUUCGCGAAGAUGCAAAACCCAGACACCAAGGUUGAAGAGGGCCCGAAGGACCUUUAUGUCAAGCUAAGAGGCAAGAUUAGAGUCUUUUUGAGCGUCUGUAGGCAGUUGACAGGGAAGAAAGGGUAUGGCAAGGGGAGAGGGACGAGCGAGGUGAAUGAGUUGGAGAGGCUGGGCACGCUGUUGGAGAUGAAUUCAUAUUUCGCGGCGUCGGCGGGUAGUUGAGGAAGUCGCGUGGGAGUUGCGCGUCUUCAGCUAACCCUUGGAAGUAAUCGUAAGGCAGGCAACAGCUUCGUAUUCGCAACCUUGCCCCGCCUCGGCCUAACUGCACAGAGCGUAUCAAUGGUACAUAUUUACAUUCACGCCACUGCGGUAAUUCCACUACCUACGGCGAAUAUAAUUACCGGGCCACGCAUCUUAUGUAGUUUCAUUUUUUUGCUGUGCCUCCAACAACGUAAGACUCGCCCGCAUAUCCGGCUUCAGAGCAGCAACUGUGAAAAAUCCACCCACCAUGCCUCGGCGCACGUUCUACCUCGACAACUUCCGCACCUUCCUCACCGCACUCGUCAUCCUGCACCACUCCUCCGCGCCCUACGGCGGCAUUGGCUUCUGGCUCUACUCGCCUUCUCGUCACC
Trematosphaeria pertusa is the source of this 3193-nucleotide messenger RNA. RefSeq lists its product as uncharacterized. Gene Ontology annotation, cellular component: equatorial microtubule organizing center; centrosome; spindle pole. The record is from RefSeq and is a predicted model, not a curated record. Gene Ontology annotation, biological process: microtubule nucleation; spindle assembly; meiotic cell cycle. Bases 18 to 2783 code for a protein of 921 amino acids. NCBI's taxonomy places the organism in Eukaryota, Fungi, Ascomycota, Dothideomycetes, Pleosporales, Trematosphaeriaceae. Gene Ontology annotation, molecular function: gamma-tubulin binding; microtubule minus-end binding. The transcript has 2 exons.